Molecule: messenger RNA, 2058 nt
Organism: Epinephelus lanceolatus (giant grouper)
Lineage: Eukaryota; Metazoa; Chordata; Actinopteri; Perciformes; Serranidae
Source: RefSeq, a predicted model, not a curated record
AUGGCAUCAGAAACCCCCCUAUCCAAAGCCAACACCACCUUCUCCCUGGCUUUGCUCAAAAAGCUGGGCGAUGACGACAACACCAAGAAUAUCUUCUUCUCCCCUUUCAGCAUCUCCUCAGCCCUGGCUAUGGUGAUGCUGGGGUCUGGGGGCAACACAGCCGCACAGAUGUCAGAGGUCCUUUGCUUCACUGAGGCAGAGAAGCCACAGCACGCAGGAGCACAGCAGAUGCAAAUGCUCCAGCAGCAGCAGGUCCAGACCAAAGUGCCACUGCAUCUGCUGAAGUGCCUGAAAACCAAGGAUUGUAAGGAUGAUGUCCAUGCUGGCUUUGCCCAACUGCUGAGUGCAGUCAACAAGGCUGAUGCUCCGUAUGCCCUCAGUGUUGCCAACAGGCUGUAUGGGGAGCAGUCCUACAAGUUUGUUGAGGAUUUCCUGGAAAAAACCAGGAAGCACUACAACGCAGAGCUGGAGUCUGUGGACUUCAUAAGCAGCUCAGAGGCAGCCAGGGUGAACAUCAACAGCUGGGUGCUCGAGAAGACACAAGGUAAAAUUAAGGACGUGCUGGCCAAGGGUGUGGUGGACAACAUGACCAGGCUGGUGCUGGUCAAUGCCAUCUACUUCAAAGGCCACUGGAACAAACAGUUUAAGGUGGACUCCACACGGGACGCUCAGUUUAGACUCAACAAGAAUGACACCAAGCCAGUGAAGAUGAUGCACCAGAAAUCCAAGUUCCCUUUGACCUACAUCCCUGAAGCCAACUGCCAGGUCUUAGAGAUGCCUUACAAAGGAAAGGAGCUCAGCAUGCUCAUCUUUUUACCCAAUGUGAUGGAGGACAGUUCAACAGGUCUGGAGAAGCUGGAGAAGGAGCUGACAUAUGAGAACUUUGUGGAGUGGUCUCGUCCAGAUAUGAUGGAUGAAAUUGAGGUCACGGUUGAGCUGCCCCGGUUCAAGAUGGAGGAGAAUUAUGACUUGAAGAAUGUCCUGGUCAGCAUGGGCAUGGUGGAUGCCUUUGACAUGGCAAUGAGUGAUUUCUCUGGCAUGUCUCCCGCCAAUGACCUGGUGCUGUCAAAAGUCGUCCACAAGGCUUUUGUGGAGGUCAACGAAGAGGGAACUGAGGCAGCUGCUGCCACUGCUGCUGUCAUGAUGCUGCGCUGUGCCAUGAUGCCAGCCACCUUCAUCGCAGACCACCCCUUCCUCUUCUUCAUCCGACAUAACCCGUCCAUGAGCGUCCUCUUUGCUGGUCGAUACUGCUCUCCUGAGUGAGCACAGAGAGGUGUUUCUCAACUGGAAGGGGGGUUACAAUACAUCAAUUAAUGCAAUAGUAUAACAUUUUCUUAGAUAAUACUGGAAGAAUGUUGAGAAUCACCAUUCUGGGGUUUCCUGUAGCUAAUCACAUCCUGAGUUCCCGUCCUAUAUUUUCAACACCAGUAUAAUGAUUAAUAGCUGUGGUGUUGUUUUUUUCUGAACUGUGGCUUCUUGUCUGCCUCACUUUUUACUUCUUGAGUGAUUCUGUGUUUAUCCUGAUCAUUAAAUAAAUUCUUGCACUGUUUAUCUUUUGCACCCAAUCUCAUCCUUAGGAUCUGGUUCACUUUAUGUCUGUAAUACAUGCAUUGCCCUAUUCGCUGCACCCUCACACCCCACCCUAGUUAAUCUAUACCAUUACCAUUAUGUUAAACUUGUCUUAAACUUAACACCCUUUAAAAAAAAUUGCCUUAAUUGCAAUUUCUAUCAUGCCUCUUUUUUCAGCUGCCAGCAGACAUGAACGUUUAUACCAUAUGAAGAUAUGACAGUUGCAAGAUUCUCUGCACUUUAUAUACAGAACAUGCACUUUCAGCAUUUUAUAUAUUCAGUUAACCAAAGAGAAUAAUGUGAUGAAAUCGCAUUGUCAGAUAGAUGUCUUCAAGCAAAGUGCAGUUAUUUGUAUAGACUGCAGACUAAAGUAUAGACUAUAAAGAACAAGAGCUUACAUGAAAGUUGGAACUGGCAUUGAGUCCAGAUCAUUUUUAUUCUUAUCUUUAUGCUUUAACAUGUGGAAUAAAAGUGUGUGGCUCAGAAACA